UCCUCUUGCGAUUGGACGCAAGCGGAGUUUAGGGCAGGUGAUGGGUUGUACCUGUCCACCUUAAAAGCAGGUGAUCUGCAGGGUUGUCGGUGCCUUCUCCGCUCACCUGUUCAGCCGCACUCCAGCUCGCUGUCUCAAGCUUCAGCUUCAACAUGUCCAAACCAGGUAACUACAGCAGCCAGUCGUACUCCCCCAGCGACAAGAAACCGAUCAAGAGCGUCCCGACCGACAACAAAAUCGAUUCAUCGGGAAAAUCCAAAGAGAGGGAUGAAUUGAUUGGACUUAAUGACAAGUUCGUCGCGCUGAUUGACAAGGUGAGAAACUUGGAGGCUGAGAAAAAGAAACUUGAAACAAAACUGAAGAUCCUCAAGGAGCAGGAGGACUACAAUGGGAAAAUCGAGGAUCUUGUGAAGCAGCUGGAGAAUGAGCUGGAGCUGCAGAUCGAUAGUUUGAAAAAUGACCGUGAAAAACUGGAGAAUGAGCUGCAGGAUACUCAGCGUGAUGUAGAUGAUACCAAGAACAGGUAUGAAGACAAGGUGCAGAAGAGAAAUGAUCUGGAGAAUGACUUUAUUGUCACCAAAAAGGAAGUAGAUGAAGGUCACUUGGCGGCAGUAAAUCUGGCUGUGGAGCUCGAGGACCUGAUGAGAACGCUGGCCUUCCUCAGGAUUGGCUAUGAUGAGGAGAUCAAGGAGCUGGAGUCACGCAUCCAGAACAAGACAGUGGUCAUAAAUGUCGGCAGUACACGCCCUUUUGAAAUGGACCAGAUCAUCAAGGCCGUUGAGUGUCAGUAUGCUAACAUGGCUGCCCGCACCAGGGAGGAAGCUGAGCACUGGAACCAGAGAAAGAUUGAAUCCCUGGUCCAAACUGCGGGACAGCGUGAGCAGGAAGUGCGUGACGUAAGGAGGGAGAUUUCAGACUUGCUUCGUCUCAUCCAGAAGCUUAAUGGAGACCUGGAGGCUUUAAAAAGGAAGGAAGAUGCCCUGAUGAAGGACAUUGAUGACGUUAGAAAAGAGGGUGAAGACAGUCUCAGCAAUGCCCGGGAGCAUAUCACCCUGCUGGAAGAGGCCUUGAGACGAGCCAGGCAGGACUUGGCUUCACUGGUCCGUGAUCACCAAGAGUUGCUGAACAUCAAGCUGGCCAUGGACAUCGAGAUAGCCACCUACCGCAAGCUGCUGGAGGGCGAGGAGCAGAGAAUGAACGACCUCCUGCGCCAGCUCGACGUUCACCUGCCGUUGAUGCGACACGUGCCAGACAAAACAAAAGCCGCAGAACCGACCCCUGUCCCAGAUACCACACCCAUCAUUACCCCGGACACUACCACAAUCCCACCAGUGUACCCCGCCACCAGGAAGCGCCUGCUGAUCCGGUUGGAAGUAGAAGGCGGCAAACUUGUGUCUGAAAGUUACCAGUACACUGACUGAUCAACUGGGACCGUCCAUCAUGCCUCUGUCUGCUGCACUGCAGCUUUACAGUGUGUCACCUUAACCAUGCAGGGUCACAGUGGGGCUUUUAGCCUUCCCAGCUGAUAUAAUGCCAGAGGCAGGAUGCAUCCUGGACUGGUCCAAUCCAUCACAGGCCUAUAUCCGCAAAAUGUGAAUCCAUCCAAAUGAAAAUGUGAAAUGAAUUCAACUUAAAUUAAAUUUAUUUAAAUUAAAUAUCCUGAUUUUUUUUUUUAAUAUGAUCAAUUGCUCUUGUUUUGUGUGCUUUCUGGAAGCGUGAACAGUAACAGCAGCUUCACGGCAGGUUGAACGUUUACCUACAAUGUGCGCCUGAAUUUGUUCAUGUCAAGCAGUGUUUCUGAAAAAUCUUUUUUUAUCUUUGUUUGCAUUUGUAAAGACUUGCUGUGUUCCAGUAGAUUUUUUUGCUGUUGUUCUGUUUCUCUCGAACAUUUAUGACCUUAAUAGGAAUGGGGCAUCUCUCUGUUGUAAAGCCUGUCUAACACUGCAAAGGUUUCUCAGCGACAACAGCAGUAAAAUAAGGAACUUGGAGGUUGAAAGGUGUGAUAAAAGAUGUACACACACGUAUUGUUUCUUAAAGUCACAAGGGUUUUUGGAAUAACUUUUCAUGGUCUGAACUUAAAAAAAAAAAAACUCAAACUGUUUCAAUGGUGCUGUGUGCUCUGCAUCUUUAUACAAUGCUGCAAAUGGAUUUUGUUUUUUUCUUAAGUGUGUCUGGAACUUCUUACCUCAGCUAUGCCAAAGUGAUAGCAUGAAAUGAGAUUACAGAGUUUAUUCUUUGGGUGAAAGUGUGCAAUGCAAUACCAAUAAAAUAA
This is a messenger RNA of Archocentrus centrarchus (flier cichlid), 2272 nucleotides long. Its product is annotated as intermediate filament protein ON3-like. Lineage: Eukaryota; Metazoa; Chordata; Actinopteri; Cichliformes; Cichlidae. Bases 153 to 1421 code for a protein of 422 amino acids. The record is from RefSeq and is a predicted model, not a curated record. The transcript has 9 exons. Gene Ontology annotation, cellular component: keratin filament.